UCUUCUUCUUCUCCCGACAGCCCCCCCAAGCCCCUCUAGCCACCGACUCAUUUCUUUGAGAAAAUUGGUGGCAAAGCUUGAAUUUUCUCCUUCUUUCUUGUUCAAUCACAAGAUUUGGAGCUUAGAAUUCUCUCUCUCAACCUAGAAAUUUCCGGAUCUGCUCUGCUCUUCCUCCCCUGUCCACCAGUGCUGCUAGGCACGAAAUUCUUGGCUUUUUCGGCCCAUGAGCCCCCUGCAGAAUUGCCGCCGGCUUCUUCCCUCCGCCAGGUCCGGUUCUGCAGCUGGAUGGAAAUUUUGGGUUCUUGAAUAUUCUAUCACCCUAGCACUUGGAGUGAGUCUUCGGUUUUGUGCGAGUAAGGUAAGUAAAUUAUGGUAAAGCCCUUUGAUUUUAAAACAUUAUUUAAAUUGUUUUUGAGAUGGUGGCAAGGUUUAAAUUGAUUUUAUCAGCAUUUAAGUGUGAUUAAACUGAAAUGAAAAUUGUGAUGAUUUUUAUGAAAAUUAUUGUUUUGUGAAAUUGAGCAGGAUUGAAAUAAAAUUGUUUUCAUUUGCAUUGAGUAAAGCAUGCCUAUUUGGAAUUGACUGAACUGGCUUGAUGAACUGAGAAUUUUGUAAAUGAUGAGUUUUUUUGUUAAAUCCAUGCUCACAUGGAAAUUUUUUGGUUUAUUUCUGAAAUUUGAGAUUUAUGGUGAAUUAUGGAUUUUUUGUAAAUUUUGCAUGGUUUUGUUUCUGAUAUAGUCAUGAUUACUGACGCCUGUUAGUUGGAGUUUGCAAAUGAUAGCACAUGUCGACAUGUAUUUUUGUAGAACCGGUUCAUCUUGCCAAUGGGGUUAAACAUUGUGGGAGUUUGUUAAACACUGGUACCAUUACUGACGCCUGCCAGUGGGAGUUUGUUAAACACUGGUACUUCUGUAACUCUGCCAAUGGGGUUAAACAUUGGUUAUUACUGACGCCUGCCAGUGGGAGUUGUUAAACACUGGCCAUGACUUAUAGAUGAGACUACUACUGAAUUUUCUCUGCAUUAACGGUUUGUUAUUGAACGCUUUGCUAUUGAACUGAAUCUGCAUACGGUUUGUCAUUGAACGCUUUACUAUUGAACUGAAUCUAAUUCUGCAUACGGUUUGUCAUUGAAUGCUUUGGUACUGAACUGAACUUGAUUCUACAUUAACGGUUUAUCAUUGAAAGUUCUGUUAUGCUUACAUGGUUUAUCUGAUAUGCUUAAAUUUUACCUAAGGGCUAUCCAUAUUUACUUAUUGAGUUAUCUCAUAGUUUUCCUUGUCCACCAUUUCAGGAAGCGAAAUAGAGGACAGGGAAAACAAGGGGGGUGACGAGGUAGAAGGCUAGCCAUUCUAAUUGGAUAUGAAAUUUUAGAUUUUAUCAUUCUUUUGUAAGGUAGAUUUUAUUCUUGAGAUGUUGUGAUUUGAAUAAAUUCCAAGCCUUGUGCACUUGUGGGACCCAUUUCACGAGUGCACGGCGUCUGCUAUAUCCCUGGAUUUGGGUUCUGGGGUGUGACAAUUAUAAAAUCAAAAUAAUCUCAAACUUUUGAUCAUUUGAAAAAAUUUUAAAACUCUAAUUUACAAUAUAUGAGAGCACUAUUU
Messenger RNA from Rubroshorea leprosula, 1595 nucleotides. NCBI's taxonomy places the organism in Eukaryota, Viridiplantae, Streptophyta, Magnoliopsida, Malvales, Dipterocarpaceae. The record is from the annotation of a GenBank genome assembly.